Messenger RNA from Penaeus chinensis, 699 nucleotides. RefSeq names its product 40S ribosomal protein S8-like (gene RpS8). NCBI's taxonomy places the organism in Eukaryota, Metazoa, Arthropoda, Malacostraca, Decapoda, Penaeidae. Gene Ontology annotation, molecular function: structural constituent of ribosome. Gene Ontology annotation, cellular component: ribosome; cytosolic small ribosomal subunit. The record is from RefSeq and is a predicted model, not a curated record. Gene Ontology annotation, biological process: maturation of SSU-rRNA from tricistronic rRNA transcript (SSU-rRNA, 5.8S rRNA, LSU-rRNA); translation. Bases 48 to 674 code for a protein of 208 amino acids. The transcript is spliced from 6 exons.
UUGCUAGACGUCCGACCGAUCCCUUCCUUUACCCACCAUACUCCGCCAUGGGUAUUUCACGUGAUCACUGGCAUAAAAGGCGUGCCACUGGAGGCAAGGGGGUUCAGCCCCGCAAGAAGAGGAAGUUCGAGCUUGGUCGCCCUGCUGCCAACACUAAGCUUGGCGGCAGCAGGAUUCACCAAGUGAGGACUCGUGGUGGCAAUGUCAAGUACCGUGCUCUGCGCAUGGAUGUUGGCAACUUUUCUUGGGGAUCAGAAGGCCAGACCCGCAAGACUCGUAUCGUUGAUGUAGUGUACAAUGCUAGCAACAACGAGCUGGUGCGUACCAAGACCUUGGUGAAGAAUGCUAUUGUGAUUAUUGACGCUGCACCUUUCAGACAGUGGUUUGAAGCUCACUAUGCUCUCCCUCUGGGCCGUAAGAAGUCCAAGAAGCUGUCCGAGGCUGAGGAAGCUGUUCUGAACAAGAAGAGGUCUACAAAGACCCAGAAGAAGUACAAGGCACGCCAAAAGACUGCCAAAGUUGAGUCUGCUCUUGAGGAACAGUUCUUCAGUGGUCGUCUUCUUGCCUGCAUCGCCUCUCGUCCCGGUCAGUGUGGACGCUGUGACGGAUAUAUCUUGGAAGGAAAAGAGCUCGAGUUCUACCUUAGGAAGCUCAAGAGCAAGAAGAAGCAAUAGACAAAUAAAUGAUGACUAAAUGAGA